This is a messenger RNA of Emys orbicularis (European pond turtle), 1566 nucleotides long. It is a transcript of the gene NUP50, whose product is annotated as nucleoporin 50. The record is from RefSeq and is a predicted model, not a curated record. Gene Ontology annotation, biological process: protein import into nucleus. Bases 9 to 1424 code for a protein of 471 amino acids. The transcript has 7 exons. Gene Ontology annotation, cellular component: nuclear pore. NCBI's taxonomy places the organism in Eukaryota, Metazoa, Chordata, Testudines, Emydidae.
GUGGAAAAAUGGCAAAGAGAAUUGCAGAGAAGGAGUUGACUGACAGAAAUUGGGAUCAGGAGGAUGAAACUGAGGAGGUGGGAACUUUCUCAGUGGCUAGUGAAGAAGUCCUGAAGAACAGAGCUAUUAAGAAAGCAAAGCGCAGAAAUGUUGGGUUUGAGUCUGACAACGGAGGAGCUUUUAAAGGGUUUAAAGGUUUUGUUUUACCUUCUGGAAAAGGAGGUGGUGGCUUCACUGGAUUUGGUAAUGGUACAGAAAUGAAGCCUUUAGGAGGGCUGUCGAAUGGAAGCAGUGGUAUUUCUAGUACUCCCUCUUUCACUAGUGUAAAGACUGCUUCUGAAGUACAGCCUGCAUUUGGAUCCGUGACAUCAAAUGGUCCCACCACCACAUUGGUUGAGAAAAAGGCUUCAGGCGCAAAAGCUAAUGGUGGCAGUCCACAAUCCUCAUCCUCUGGUUACACUCAAAAUAAAAUGUGCAGCUCUAGUGUUUAUCACAAACAGUUAGCAGCUCUAAACUGUUCUGUGCGUGACUGGAUAGUAAAGCAUGUAAACACAAAUCCACUUUGUGAUCUGACACCCAUAUUUAGAGACUAUGAGAAAUAUUUAGCAAGCAUUGAACAACAUCAUGGAAGCAGUAGUGAUAGUGGCUCUGAAAAUGAAAGCAACAAAACAACUGGAACUCAGUCUGUUCCUACGUUUGGGACUUCGAAACUUCAGCAAGGAUCAACUUUUUUGUUUAACAGCAACAAAACUGAGGAUGAAUCAGACAAGAAAACUGAAUCAACGUCGGAAAAGAACAGAGAAUCACCAUUAGGAGUUGCAUCAAAUGUCUCAUUUAAUUUUGGCAAGAAUGUUGAUAGUUCUAUUUUGGGUUCACUUGGUUCUGGCACACUAACUAGUUUUUCAUUCUCCCCUGGGAAUUCGGGUGUAUUUGGAAAAGAUGCAAAGCAGGGCAAGUCUGUCUCCACGCUUUCCACCAGGGUAUUGGAAGCUCAGACAGAAAGUGGAAGUAGUGAGGAUAAAGGAGGAGAUGAAGAGGAGGAGGAGCCACCAAAAACAGUCGUUAACGAGGUAAAAGAAGAUGAUGCCUUCUACUCAAAGAAGUGCAAACUGUUCUACAAAAAAGAUAAUGAAUUUAAAGAAAAGGGUGUAGGAACGCUGCAUUUAAAACCUGCAGGAAAUGAAAAAACUCAACUGCUGGUGCGAGCAGACACCAAUUUAGGUAACAUACUAUUGAACGUGUUGGUUCCGCCCAAGAUGCCAUGCACAAGAACAGGAAAAAACAACGUUCUUAUAGUCUGUGUUCCCAAUCCACCAAUUGAUGAGAAGAAUUCCACUGUCCCUGUCACUAUGUUAAUAAGAGUGAAAACAAGUGAGGAUGCAGAUGAGUUGCACAAAAUUUUACUCGAGAAAAAGGAGGCCUAAACAUAUUGCAGUCAAAUGCUCUGAGAAAUUACUGCUAAACUGCUGCUACUCAUUUUUUCUUUAACUUCUUAACUCUCUACUCUGACAUUCUAAGAACUGUUACAGGAAUUCUGAAAAGUUUUUGUGAGGAAAAGCUAAAAUG